Molecule: messenger RNA, 671 nt
Organism: Acanthaster planci (crown-of-thorns starfish)
Lineage: Eukaryota; Metazoa; Echinodermata; Asteroidea; Valvatida; Acanthasteridae
Gene: tmem203
Product: transmembrane protein 203
Biological process (GO): intracellular calcium ion homeostasis
Cellular component (GO): endoplasmic reticulum
Source: RefSeq, a predicted model, not a curated record
CGUGACUUGUAAUUUCACGAAACCGAUUCAACGGGUGUCGGUCACUUCGCCCGAUUUCCACUUCGCCCUACUGAUUAUCGUUCAUUUUGUUCUUCAGUAACUAAGAGAGGCAUAGGCCUAGGUGCAAGUAAAAACAGCGACGUUUGAGUACCCAAAUAACUAUUGGAGAAUCCAGCUUUCAUGGCUUUUAAAGGCCAGAACAAUGCUUCCGAUUUCCCGACCGCGCGCCGGACCCAAAUUUUCGGAUGUUGUUCACACUAACAGAGACAGUGCAGUGGCUUGGGGUGACUGUUUUUGAGCUGUGGGUCCACACCGUCUCCCUGCUAGUCUUCAGCAUCCUGUUGACCCUCAAGCUCCAGGGGGCCUGGGCUGGUAGCUGGUGGCUGGUCUUCGCCCCUCUCUUCACCGGUGACGGCCUCAGUGCCUACUUCAUGGCCAUUGUGGCCAUCCGGCUCUACCUGUACCAAGGCCUGCGUGCGGCGGCUGUGCGGCUGUUCUGGAGCAGCGUCCUGUUGGCGCUGGUCUUCGUCUUCAAGAUACUGCUGUGUAAACGGCUAGAGGGAGAGGCCGACAUCCCUUGCUCAAUCACCAUGUCACCACUGUUUGCCAUGCUACAAGUUCUUUUCAUACGGGCCUGCCAAGUAUAGCACUUUGCCUCAUUGAUUGAUUUU